Messenger RNA from Pecten maximus, 2898 nucleotides. Its product is annotated as fibrocystin-L-like. The record is from RefSeq and is a predicted model, not a curated record. Bases 1 to 2898 code for a protein of 965 amino acids. NCBI's taxonomy places the organism in Eukaryota, Metazoa, Mollusca, Bivalvia, Pectinida, Pectinidae. The transcript is spliced from 9 exons.
AUGGGUUUGUGGUUAUUUCAGAAGUACACACCAAAGAAGACUGGUGCCUGUGGGAGUACCGAAGACGAGCCGGCUGUUUUCCGGAAUUCUACAUUUUGGAACUGUGAUAAAGGAGCGGAAUGGGUAGAAGGUGGAUCUAUUGUGUUUGACAGAUUUGUACUUGCUGACAAUACAGCUGCCAAUUUCGAAGGGAAACUGAUUAAAGAUGGAAGUAAGCCGAUGAUAAGUAAUUCUAUCUUUAUUGCCUACAGUACCACGACAGACACCAACAGCUGUUCGAGUCAUUCGGUCGUAUUGCCUUAUAACGGACAUAGGAUGGAACUCAAAGGUAACACUUUCAUAAAUCACGUGACCUACGGCAGCUGUGAACCCGUAUGUAUUGUAUUCACAAGUGUGCAGGGAACAUGCUCCAUCGAAUGUGGUGGAUUUAAAACUACAAUAUCAGAAACCGUUCUUAUCAAUUCACCAAACCGUGUAAAAUAUCGUUGGUUAGCUGAGGGAUAUAUCGUCGACAGUGACGGGACUUUCAUCAGUGACGGAUCCUUUCCUAAUGGAGGGGUGAUUGUAACAACGGCAGGGACAAAUCCGCCUUCGUGUGUACACAAGGACUCCUUUUCGCUGGGCCCUGUCAAUGGUAGUGUCUGUCCUUUAUCUGUGACAUUUCAUCGGUUUGCACUCAACAACAUUGUGCCAACAUCAAUCAUGUACAAAUCCUUGAUUAUAAGAAACAUGUACGGUGAAGCCAUUUACCCAUAUAUGAAAAAGAGAGUGACACACCCGCGGGGCUGGAUGGGCUUAGUACCGGACGGGUUAGAGACCGAAUUCGAGUUUGAAAAUGCCGGUCACUUGACUAACAUCAGUUACACUGCACGCUUUGACCAGUUCAAGAACGGAGACUCUCUAACGAUCGUACAAAGUGUGAACACGGUUCCUGAUUUUGUCAAUGUAGUGUCCUCUGGAGGUUCUUCUGGAGUCAAUGUAACAUCGUUUGUACAGGGAGUUCACAGCAAUGGUGACUGGAUGUAUAAUGGUGACAAGUUAAAGUACUAUAUAUCGGGAGAUGAUCUUGACGAGAGGAUCGACAGACCUGUAAAUUUCCAGGCGUUGCGGUGUUAUUACGAGAAGUGCAUUCCUCCCCCUGCCGUUGGUACUGACCCUCCAGUGACCUCUCGUCCAAACAGAUAUUUAUUGUGGAACGAUACUAACACAUGGAGUGAUAUCGGUGCAGCUGUACCAACCGAAGGAAGCAACGUUACUAUACCUAUAGAUUUCUGGGUUGUGGCUGUUGAUCUACAUAUCAGUCUGGAUGUACUGACCAUAGAAGGUUCACUGGAAUUCGUCGACCAGUCAUUCUCCGGAAGUGGAACACAUUCCGUCUCAUUGCGGCACCUAGAGGUGGCAGGUAGUGGUCGCCUGGUCGUCGGCUGGGAAAAUUCUCCUUUCACCGGUGAAUUUGAAUUAAUUCUUAGAGGGGCUCACAACAGCGCAGAGUUUGGAGGACGUGGUGGGCCGCCUAAAGGAGCAAAGUCAUUUGUGUCAUGGGGAGCGGUGGAGAUGCACGGACAAGAUGUGGGCGUACCGUGGACCACUCUCGCCAGCACUGUUAACCCAGGAGCUACGUCAAUAACUCUGUCAGAGUCGGUUGCAUGGGACAUUGGCAGUGAAAUCGUUGUGGCACCAACAAGUUAUGACAUGUGGGAAUCCGAGACAUUCAGAAUCACUUCAAUAUCGACCGACCGGAAAACUCUAAAUUUGAAUGCUUCAAUUCAAUAUGUACACAGUGGAAUCACGGAGAAUAUAGGGGAUUUAAAUAUCGCCAUGUCGGCUGAGGUGGGGCUCCUGACCCGUAAUAUAAAGAUUUGUGGCGAACGUUACUCAGACCAGGACAAACAGGCAUUUGGAGGCCGCGUUCUCAUUGGCACCAAUGACGACGGUACUGGCUAUGGUCGGUUUUCUAAUGUCCAGUUCUGCUACAUGGGUCAAGAUGGAUUUAAUGAGGAAUAUGAUCCACGCUGGUCACUAGCCUUUCUUGAUCUCGGAGAAGUCAACGAUUUGCGUCCGUCCUCUGUCACAAAAUGUUCCUUCGUCAAUAGUUAUUCGCCAGCCAUUGGCGUAUCGGGUACAAACAGUCUUCUGCUGAAGGACAAUGUUAUUUAUCGAAUACUCUACGCAGGUAUGGUGAUAUCAGGAGCUGACAUACAAGUUGUCAACAACCUGUUAAUCCUACUGCAGUGGGAAGGUGCAUAUCUAAACCGUUCAGAACCUUUCAACGUAAGGUACAAUGGAUUGGUCGACAGUCUGCUUUCAACGAACCUAACACUGGUGGGGAAUCACGCAGCAGGAGCAGAAAGGAUCGCAUACCAUAUCGUCGGGGAGGAUUGCCAUGCUGGUGUUACUCAGUUCAGAGAAAACGUGGCUCAUUCGAGUCUGAUUGGCGUCGGCCUUGUGGCACAAGACAGACCCAGAAAGGAUUGUAUGCAAUUCUCAGGGUUUACUAUUUAUCGAUGUUUCGAUUAUGGUGUGUACUUGAACCAGCCUGCCUCUCUGAUUAUAUCAGACCUGAUAUCAGUUGAUAACGGUGUUGGAGUUUUCCCUAUUAUAUAUGGCCCUUCCGCUACAAGACACGAGUACGGUGACAGAUCCUUUAAAAUAUCCAACUCAACAAUUGUCGGACGUUCGAGCAUAUUUGACUGUGCACGUGACAGGAAAUCGAACCUUAUCAAUGACAACAUCCGAUUAAGUGGCCAGGGACGAGCCAACCAGGUAGAUGAUGGUGCUAAUAUUGCGUUGGUGUUUGGAACCUUUUCGUCGGGCUCAAACAUGUCUCCAGAAAAACCCUUCGCUAACAUCAUGUCAUAUCAAGCUCUGUUCGGCGAAACUAUCGUAGAAGCAGGAUAA